This is a messenger RNA of Orbilia oligospora ATCC 24927, 1095 nucleotides long. RefSeq lists its product as uncharacterized. The record is from RefSeq and is a predicted model, not a curated record. The transcript has 4 exons. Gene Ontology annotation, molecular function: cellulose binding; hydrolase activity, acting on ester bonds. Gene Ontology annotation, biological process: carbohydrate metabolic process. NCBI's taxonomy places the organism in Eukaryota, Fungi, Ascomycota, Orbiliomycetes, Orbiliales, Orbiliaceae. The coding region runs from base 1 to 1095 and encodes 364 amino acids. Gene Ontology annotation, cellular component: extracellular region.
AUGAAGUUAAAGCUCGUUUCAGGGGUUUUUAUCGCCCUUCUGUCACUAAAAGGUGUGACAGCACAAGGCGGCGCGUGGUCUCAGUGUGGUGGCAUUGGUUGGUCUGGGGCCGCGACAUGUAUAUCCGGUUAUACAUGUACAGUUCUGAACCCGUACUACUCUCAAUGUCUCCCCGGAAGUAGUUCUAGUAUUACGACUACUACUACAACUACCGCGACCCGUAUCUCGACCACUUUAUCUACCACAGCACGCACGUCGUCGCCAUCUCCAUCUCCAACGAGUAGCCUCAAAUACUGGUUUAGCUUUGGUGAUUCCUAUACCGCUACGGGAUUUUCUGCGACUGGGAAUCAACCCUCUGCUCAAAAUCCUCUCGGAAAUCCGACUUACCCCGGCCAGACCACAUCCAAUGGCCCUAAUUGGAUUGAUGUGGUGACUGUCAAAUACAACAGAUCGCAGACAUUCACUUAUAACUUUGCCGUAUCGGGUGCAACCAUUGAUAACGCCCUUGUUAACUCGGUCAAUGUUCCUUCAAUGACAGACCAGGUCAAUACAUGGACGACACGAUAUUCUAACAAACCAGUAACAGCACCAUGGCAAUCAGACAAUACUAUGUUCUCUGCCUUCAUCGGUAUCAACGAUAUCGGUAGCUCAUAUUCAAGGAGCGAUAUCAAUACUUUUAUUGAUACUCUUCUUACAGCCGAGUUCAAGCUGCUAGACAAAAUCUAUACCAGUGGCGGGCGAAACUUUCUUUUCCAUAACAUCCCACCCGUGGAACGUUCUCCCCUUAUCUCAGGCCAGCCAAGCUGGGCAACUCAAGAAAAGACUGUUAUCGCAACUUGGAAUUCUAAACUACAAACUUACAUUACGAAUUUCAAGAAUUCCCACUCCGGCUCAAAUACAUUCUUGGUCGAUUCUAACGCGCAAUUCACCAUGGUUCUGAACAAUCCGACUACAUACGGGUUAAGCUCGGACACCAAGAGUUCCGGGACUAAUCAACAGCUUUUCUGGGCGGACGUUUAUCAUCCAAACACAGUGAUGCAUGACGUCCUUGGAAAAGAAGUUGCUAGAGUAGUGCAAGUUGGCGGGUUCUGGUAG